CGGGAAGGAACCCACGGCUCUGGAAGGUCCAGCGUGUAUCAGACUUUCAGCGAAUCUCCUUGUUUGAGUCACACCUCAGCUCCAGGAGGACAUAUGUUGCCCGUCCUGUUUUAUGGAAGUGGAGUCAGGACUCCCAGCGGCUACACCACGUGCCUGGCCACGUGGUGAGUCCGAGGCGGAAACUGGCUGAGAUCCAGGUCUCCUGAAGCUGAUGCCACUCCCCAGCCCUGCCGAGAGGAUGGGCUGCCUCGGCCCGUGGUGCUGCCCGGCCUGACCACCGGGUGUUUCCGGAGUCCGUCUUGCCUCUAAGUGGAGCAUGGCUAAGAGGGGCCAAAGGAUCCUGUCUGCUGAGCAAAGGAAGCCCAAGGGCUGGCUGCAGGUGGCAGGACAAGGGGGCACCACGGACUUCCACAGUCCCCGGCGGCCUUUUCCUAGGAAAGAAGAACAACCUUCACCCUGAGAUUAUAGGCUUCCCUUAGUUUACGAAGCGAGAGCAGAAGGUCUUCGAGAUCACUCCCACACACACUGGGCGAAAGGGAAAGGACGCAGAGCUCUGCCACAGUCUGCACGUGACUCGUUCUUUUUUGAUCUGAGAAAUCAGAAACCCCGGACACCAGUCGAGCACCUGUUCUAGAUUCCACACCACCCUUCCCCAAGGCAGCCUCCACCUCCCACCAGCCAGGCGCAGGCGAGGCCAGGACUCAGCGGGAAGGCCGGCAGGCGGCAGAGCCGGUGUGGGCACCGUGGGGCCAUGGAACCGGAGGCGAGGCCCGUGCUCUACCGACAGCUGCUGCUCUGGGACCCCAGCUUGGGGUCUGAGGACGACGAGGACAAUGAGGAGGAGACCUCUGAGCUGGUCGUUUCGAAUUCCUGGAGGCCCCACAACUCCUUGGGCAGGAAUGAGGUUGGCGGGCUGCCCGGGGCCUGGGCUCGCCUCGGCGCUGCCCUGCUGCUGCUGGUCACUGGCUUCUCCCUGGCCGCGAGGCAACUCUACAUCAAGAGUGACCCUACAGGAAGCCAGGCCUCGGCAGCCCCCCGGCCCGGCGGGCACUCCCACCCCCCUGGUGUGUACCACCACGGUGCCAUCAUCAGCCCGGCAGGUCAGAGCCAGGAGCCGCUUGGGGGAGGGCAGGGCCCAGGGCACUGGUCGCCCGCCAUGCCCCAAGACCAUGUCUUCCUGGCUGUAGCCACGUGCUCCCACCUGGGCCGAGAGCUGCUCAUCGCCGGGGGCAACAUCGUGGACGCGGGAGUGGGAGCAGCUUUGUGUCUGGCGGUGGUGCACCCUCACACCACGGGGCUAGGUGCCACGUUCUGGGCCCUCUUCCACAACAGCUCCUCAGGCAGCCCAACUGCCCUGACGCCGGGCCCCGCACAGCCCCUGGCCCCCGGCCUGCGGCUGCCGUCCGCCCUGCCCAGCCUGCGCCUGCUGCACGCGCGCUUCGGCCGCCUGCCGUGGUCACAGCUGCUAGGGGGCCCUGCCUCGCUGGCUCAAGACGGCUUCCUGGUGGACACAGCCCUUGCCACAGCUCUGGCAGCCCGGGGCACAAAGGGCCUCUGUCCACUACUGUGCCAUGCUGAUGGGACCCCCCUGGGCGCCGGGGCCCGAGCCACCAACCCCAAACUUGCAGCCGUGCUGCGCCUAGCGGCCCAAGCCCCAGCCCCGGACCUGGCCGGGGAUGACCUACUGAGCCUGCUGGUCAGAGACCUGGGGCUGCGUAGGCCCCAAUCCAGGCCCACGCCUGCCCUGGAGCCCGCGGUGCAGCGAGCCAUACCCCAAGGCGUCCUGUCCACCACCCCCGGCCCCUCAACCUGCCCGGAGCUGCUGGCAAUGGUAGGGGCAGCCCUGCGCUCAGGAGAGCCCGGCCCCGACCCCUGCCCGGCGCUCUCAGCAGCUCCCGUGAGCCCUGUGGGCACUGUCCUGGCCACUGUAGACAGCAGUGGCUCAGUGCUGCUCCUUACCUCCUCACUAAGCAGCCCCUUUGGCUCUGGACGCCUGUCCCCAAGCACUGGAGUUCUCCUUAGUGACCUGGUGGCCAAGCCUACAGCCAGUGCCUGGGCCUGCCCCCUCCUCCUCCAGGGAAGCUCGGAUGACACAGAGGCUGACAUGUUAGGGCUGGUGGCUUCGGGAACUCCUGCGGUGGCCAGAGUUGUGACUCGUGCCCUGCUCAGUCACCUGGCUGGGCCCCAGACCCAGGCCCAACAUGAGCGAUGGCAGGGACCGACACUGAGCACUAGUGUUUGUGGCCAAGGGACCCUGCUCCAGGUGGCUGUCCAGGCAGAGCAUGCCCAUGUCUCCAGUGUCCCCAGCAGCUGCUGCACUGUCCAGGGGUUCUAAGUGGGGGAUGUGUCUAGCCAGGGGUGGGAGGGUCGGGGUGUCCCACCUGACGGCAGGAGCGGAACAGACCCAGCAACGAGGACGUGCAUAGCAAACAUGCCUAAUUACCAGCCCGCUGCUAGCUCAGGCCCACAAUGUCUGGCCUAGUCAGUACCCUGGACUCCAGAUCGGGUUCUUUUUCAGCUAAGGAGACUGAGGGUACUGGGGAAAGAGCCCCAGACUCCAGUUCAGAUCCGGUUCUGAGAAGGACAGGUAGUAGGGUGGGUGCCAAGCCCCUGUCUUGCCUCCAGACCCCCUGGGCAGGGCAGGGCAGGCAGAGCCUGGGGUCCCGCUGGCCUCUCUGUCUCCCCCUUCAGGCCACCCUCUGCGGAUGUCUCUCAACUGAGCUAGAAACAAAAUAAAGAUAAAAUCUCUGCCAACCCGCUUCCCAGUUUCCCAUCGGCCUGUGGGGUGCUCGGUGUCAUGGCCUGCAGCAGACCUACCCCGGACAGGCAGACCCUGGGCCACGGUCGCGGGCCACGGUCACGGCCCACGGUCCUCCAGUUUCCCCUAUCCCUGUUCGCCUUCUGUUCCUGGGGCACCAUAGACAAAAGGUAAAGGUUUGCGUCUCAGU
Messenger RNA from Mustela erminea (ermine), 2948 nucleotides. It is a transcript of the gene GGT6, whose product is annotated as gamma-glutamyltransferase 6. Bases 752 to 2335 code for a protein of 527 amino acids. Lineage: Eukaryota; Metazoa; Chordata; Mammalia; Carnivora; Mustelidae. The transcript has 5 exons. The record is from RefSeq and is a predicted model, not a curated record. Gene Ontology annotation, cellular component: extracellular exosome.